Molecule: messenger RNA, 2419 nt
Organism: Chinchilla lanigera (long-tailed chinchilla)
Lineage: Eukaryota; Metazoa; Chordata; Mammalia; Rodentia; Chinchillidae
Gene: Naa80
Product: N-acetyltransferase 6 (GCN5-related)
Exons: 1
Coding region: 1198-2214 (338 amino acids)
Biological process (GO): protein acetylation
Cellular component (GO): cytoplasm
Molecular function (GO): N-acetyltransferase activity; acetyl-CoA binding
Source: RefSeq, a predicted model, not a curated record
GGCUUGGAGCCCUGCGAGGGGGAUGUGGCAGGAGGGGAGGGAGGUGCCCGUCCCUGGCCGGUGUGGCUGAAUUGUCCUCAGGAUAAGGAGGUGGGGAAGGAAGGCCAGGAGGCACUCUGAGCGGGUGAGUAGAGGGAGGGCGAGGUCCAGCUGCGGACCCAGUGCAGGCCAUGGAGGCGGCCCGUUGUGGAGCCUCCCGCCAGCAGCACCUGGAAUAGGGUGGACGGGCGAUGGCGUUUGGGCACAGAGGUUCUGGGCCUCCAAGCUGAUGGCCGUUGGAAGAUACUCUGUGGCUAUAGGAAGGAAGCUGUGGCCCUCAUCAAGGGUGACUACGAAACUUAGCCCAAAAGGAACUAGGCCUGCAGAAGUGACAUUCUCUGCAGCCGCGGGCCAGGCCCUGUACGAGGGUCCCAUCUGCGGGGACAGUUGGGUCUGUGUCCAAAGUGUCCUCAGCUGGGCAGAGUUGGAGAGGGGUCCAUGGGCUCUGUACCCCAAGCAGAGGAUGGAUUGGAGGGGGGGACUCUGAGGCUGGUGGGUGGGUGGCUGGGGCCCCAGGAUCAACUAGGUAGUUGGUAGGCCCCACGUUGCUGGAAAGGCCGGGAGCUGGAGGAGAGCUGGCACGUAGGAGGAAGGGUCAGAAGAACUCCUGAGGGCAGUGUUUCCUCUGAGGAGAACCUUGGGGGGUAUAAGUAUAGUGCAUGGUUUGCACCUUCUGUCAAAGGACUGCUAGAAAUAAGACAAUAAACAAGUGAGUUGGGUAGGGUGUCCUGGCACAGGCAGGUUCUAGGGAUCGGACAGGGGUUAGGAUCCUGAGUUCUGCCCCAGUCCUCACCCUCAGCCUCCCUCCGGUGUGGGGCAGGAUACCUGAUUCCAUCCACCCUGCUUUCCACCUGAGUCCUCAGGUGUAGGGGAUGAGUCUUUUCCAGGCCACCUGUACCGUAAGGUUAGUGUGUACCCCAACAUGGCCCAGUUCCAGGAUGCAUGGCCCCCUGUGCAACUGUCAGUCCUUCCCUGUCCCAGUCCCAUCCUCAUGGCACGACCAGGUAUCUUUGUUUCCCCUGGAGGACAGCCGGUGUAGUCUGAGAAGAUGCCACUGCCAGAAAACUUUGGCCUUAGCUUCUAGCCUUACACUGAGCCAUCUGCAACCCAAUAGGAGUGACCCUGGCUCCCAGCCUGACUCAGCUGAGCCUGGAUCCUAUGUGUAGGCAGCAGGUUACUCUGAGCUCUGGCCCAAUCAAGCUGACCCCUGCCCUAGACCCCGAACACUGGAUGGAGCUGAUCCUGAGUACCAGCCUGCCUAAGCUGACUCUGGAUCUUGCAUACCAGCCAGAGGUGGCCCUGGGAUUCAACUUGACCACGCUAACCCUGGAUCCCACACACGAACCAGAGCUGAUCCUGAGCCCCGGGCCAGCUGAACUGACCCUGGAUUCCACAUGCCAUCCAGAGAUGACCUUCCGUCCUGGCCCAGCUGAGCUUGCCCUGGAUCCCAGACACCGGCCAGAGGAGACCCCAGCCCCCAGCCUGGCUGAGUUGACCUUGGAGCCUGUGCACUGCCGACCUGAGCUCAUGGAUGCUUGCGCCGACCUCAUCAAUGACCAGUGGCCCCGCAGCCGUGCCUCCCGCUUGCACUCCCUGGGCCAGUCCUCGGAUGCCUUCCCCCUGUGCCUGUUGCUUCUGAGCCCCCGCCCCACAUCUGAAGCAGCGCCCAUCGUGGUGGGCCAUGCUCGCCUGUCACGGGUGCUGGACCGGCCCCAGAGCCUCUUAGUAGAGACGGUGGUGGUGGCCCGGGCUCUGAGGGGCCGUGGCUUCGGCCGCCGCCUCAUGGAGGGCCUGGAGGACUUUGCUCGGGCCCGGGGCUUUCGCCAGCUACACCUCACCACUCAUGAUCAGCUACACUUCUAUGCCCACCUAGGCUACCACCUGGGAGAGCCUGUGCAGGGCCUGGUCUUCAGCAGGCAGCGACUGCCCACCAGCCUGCUCCGUGCCUUUCCUAGGGCUCCCACCUCCCGCCCACCCUGCAUGGUUCCUAGCCUGACUACCCAAGCUGCCCCAAGGGGCCCCAAGGGGCCCCCAUUGCCGCCACCCCCACCCCUGCCCCAGCCUUUGACCACUUUACCUCCACCUCCAGCAGGGCCCCUUCCACAAAGUCUGCUGGAGACACAAUACCAGGACCUGAGGGGAUGCCCCAUAUUCUGGAUGGAAAAAGACAUCUGAAGGCUACCUGAGAUGAGGCACUGUCCUGGCUCACUGGACUGCUCAGGACAGUACCACCCCCAGCCCACUGGCUAGCUCAGCCCCUAGCCCCUGGGGCAGCUUUAGCCUGGGCGUGUUCCCUGGUUACCACCGGGACCAGGAGAUGGUUCUGUAGUUCUGGCUCAGAGCCAUCAGCAUGGCUGAAUAAAGACUUCUGUUGGGUGUG